AUGAGCUACAAGGGUCCGUCGCAGCAGAGGAAUGUGGCGACAAAGGCGAAUGUAGUGGAAGCUGAAAAGGAGGAUGUGAUUUUGGGAGGAGCGCAUCUCGCGAACGUGGUGCGUUUACCGAAGGAGGCUCAGACAGAUGGACGUGAGAAGAGGGCGUGGUUCAUGGACAGCGGAUGCACGCGUCACAUGGCAUUCAGGUCAGAUUGGAUGGAGAAUGUGAGGGAGUCGAGUGAGGAUUAUAUACUACAAGGUAACAGUGGGAAGUUACCAGUGAUAAGAGAGGGUGAUGUGGUGCUGAAGAGUCCGUAUGGAGAGAUGAGACUGGAGAAUGUGCUGCUGGUUGAGGAUUUAAAGGUGAACCAGGUCAAUCAGUCACAGCUUGAUGACUUGGGGUGCAAGAUAUUCUAUGACAGUGGUGAGGUGAUUGUGUUUGGUCCUGAGUGGGAGAAGUAUGCUGAUGGUUACUUCAGUGACGGGUUCUAUGAGAUGAACUUGGUCGCGACGAAUGAUAUGGAUGAGAUCUAUGAGGAUCGUGAGUAUGGUGAGAUGGGAGAACUGGAGGAGUUAUUGACUAAGGUUGAUAAGAGCGAGGACACGGAUGAUACGGGAGCGAGUGUGGAGGCAGCAGUGAAGCAGGAAGAGGAGAUAACCCCUCCUGCUCCUUCUCACUUCCCCAACUGCUCCCCUUCAUUUCCCCUCCUGCUCCUUCUCACUUCCCCCACUGCUCCCCGUCAUUUCCCCUCCUGCUCCUUCUCACUUCCCCCACUGCUCCCCUUCAUUUCCCCUCCUCCUCCCUCUCAUUUCCCCCCUUACUCCUCUCAUCUCCCCCCUUCCUCCCUCUCAUUUCCCCCCUUGCUCCUCUCAUCUCUCCCCCUCCUCCCUCUCAUUUCCCCCCUUGCUCCUGUCAUCUCUCCCCCUCCUCCCUCUCAUUUCCCCCCUUGCUCAUCUCAUCUCUCCCCCUCCUCCCUCUCAUUUCCCCCCUUGCUCCUCUCAUCUCUCCCCCUCCUCCCUCUCAUUUCCCCCCUUGCUCCUCUCAUCUCUCCCCCUCCUCCCUCUCAUUUCCCCCCUUGCUCCUCUCAUCUCUCCCCCUCCUCCCUCUCAUUUCCCCCCUUGCUCCUCUCAUCUCUCCCCCUCCUCCCUCUCAUUUCCCCCCUUGCUCCUCUCAUCUCUCCCCCUCCUCCCUCUCAUUUCCCCCCUUGCUCCUCUCAUCUCUCCCCCUCCUCCCUCUCAUUUCCCCCCUUGCUCCUCUCAUCUCUCCCCCUCCUCCCUCUCAUUUCCCCCCUUGCUCCUCUCAUCUCUCCCCCUCCUCCCUCUCAUUUCCCCCCUUGCCGCCUCUCAUCUCUCCCCCUCCUCCCUCUCAUUUCCCUCCUUGCAGCCUCUCACUUCCACCCUUGCUCACUCUCGCUUCCCCGCUUCCCUCUCAUUUCCCUCCUUCACCCCUUCAUUUCCCAACCUAAACCCUUAUUUUCCCCACCUUGCUCCCCGUCAUUUCCCCCCCUUCUCCCCUUAUUUCCCCCACCUUGCUCCCCUUCAUUUCCCUCCCAGCUCUGGCAUAGCCCCACUGCCCUCCCGUCCUUUUCAUCUUCCCUCCCUUACAGGGUGGAUCCCUUGCAAAAUACUGCCCCCCACUCGCUCCCUUCCAUUCUCCCUUCCACGCUCUCCCAUCGCCAUGCCUUAAUUUCUCAUCCCCCCUCCUUCCAGGGUCAUCUCACCUCCCAUGAGAUCCCACUCGCUCCUUCAGUCCCUGCCCAUACUGCCGCUGCUGCUGCCUUUGCCGGAGCUGCCCCUGCUGCCACACCCAGUGUUCCUUCCUUCGGUGUUCCCCCCGGAGCAGGAGGUAGCUCAGGAAAGGAGGGGAAUGCAUGGUGGAGGAGGAGGAGACAUGAGGCGAGGAGCAGCCAGUGGGGAGGAUUGUUCGCCCCACUCCUUUGA
Molecule: messenger RNA, 1932 nt
Organism: Closterium sp. NIES-65
Lineage: Eukaryota; Viridiplantae; Streptophyta; Zygnematophyceae; Desmidiales; Closteriaceae
Source: the annotation of a GenBank genome assembly